Penicillium odoratum is the source of this 1239-nucleotide messenger RNA. Its product is annotated as branched-chain amino acid aminotransferase, cytosolic. Gene Ontology annotation, cellular component: mitochondrion. Lineage: Eukaryota; Fungi; Ascomycota; Eurotiomycetes; Eurotiales; Aspergillaceae. Bases 1 to 1239 code for a protein of 412 amino acids. The transcript is spliced from 4 exons. Gene Ontology annotation, biological process: L-leucine biosynthetic process; L-valine biosynthetic process. The record is from RefSeq and is a predicted model, not a curated record. Gene Ontology annotation, molecular function: branched-chain-amino-acid:2-oxoglutarate transaminase activity.
AUGAAGUCCCUUCAGCAAUUGACACGCCGAACGGCCUUUUCAGGCCUGGCAAUGCCUCGGAUCCUGCCCUCGCAGACUGCAUCCAACCGGCUAUGGAGGAAUUUCAGUGCUACCGCAUCCGCCGCACAAUUGGCCGCCUUGGAUGCCUCCAAGCUGAGCUUGACCAAGACACAGACUCCCAAGCAGCUCACUCCUAAUGAGGAUCUCAUUUUUGGCAAGACCUUCACCGACCACAUGAUCUCGAUUGAGUGGACGGCUACCGAUGGCUGGCACACCCCCCGCAUUGUUCCUUACCAGAACCUCAGCUUGGAUCCCUCCACCUGUGUGUUCCACUACGCCUUUGAGUGUUUCGAGGGAAUGAAGGCAUACAAGGAUAAGACUGGGGGUACCCGCUUGUUCCGCCCGAACAAGAACAUGGAGCGUCUGAACAAGUCCUCCGCGCGUAUUGCCCUUCCGACAUUUGACGGCGAUGAGCUGAUCAAGCUCAUUGGAGAGUUUGUCAAGCUGGAAGAUCGAUUUAUUCCUGAUGCCCGUGGUUACUCUUUGUACCUCCGACCCACCAUGAUCGGCACCCAAAAGACCCUGGGCGUUGGUCCUCCCGGAUCGGCCCUCCUUUUCGUUAUUGCUAGCCCCGUCGGACCAUACUACCCGACCGGUUUUAAGGCCAUCUCGCUGGAGGCCACCGAUUACGCUGUCCGCGCAUGGCCCGGCGGUGUCGGUGACAAGAAGCUCGGUGCCAACUACGCUCCUUGUAUUCUGCCCCAGCUCGAGGCAGCUUCCCGCGGUUUCCAACAGAAUCUGUGGCUCUUCGGUGAAGAGGAAUACGUGACCGAGGUCGGCACAAUGAACCUCUUCAUCGCUUUGAAGAACAAGGAGACCGGCCAGAAGGAGCUGAUUACUGCGCCUCUCGAUGGCACUAUCCUUGAGGGUGUGACAAGAGAUUCCGUCCUCGCACUCGCUCGCGAGAGACUGGAGCCCAAUGGCUGGACCAUUUCGGAGCGCAAGAUCCGCAUGUCUGAUGUCGCGGAGGCUGCCGAGGAAGGCCGUAUGAUUGAGGUCUUCGGUGCUGGCACUGCAGCCAUUGUGAGCCCCGUGCGGAGCAUUAGCUACCGUGGCAAGCUGGUGGAUUGUGGCUUGAAGAAGGAUGAGGAGGCCGGUGAGAUUGCUCUCCAGAUGAAGAACUGGAUUGAGUCCAUUCAGCAUGGAGACGAACCGCACGAGUGGAGUUACGUUGUUUAA